UGUGAUAAUGAAGAGGCAGCAGCGGGGGUCUUGGCUGCUCUGUGAUCAGUACAAAAAGCAGUCAACAAGCAAAGCUAGAGCAUCUCCUGCUCUACACCAUCCCCAGGCUGAGCCUCCCUACUACUACUACCUACCCACUGCACGAUGAGACUCCUUCCACUUGGGCUCCUUGUAGGACUGCUGAUCACAGCCUGAUUCAUUCCUAUCUGUCACACUGCAGCUAGAGGAGUGAGACUCGUCCUCCAGCAUCCUGCAAACUUUUCUCUCUUGCUGCUGAUACAGGAUAAAAAGAAGAGCUGACUUGCUUUCUCUACUCAUUGAGCUACUUAUUUCUGCAUGACAAUUGAAUUCAAUCCACCUAGCAAGCAAACUGGAUUUAGCUUUCUCCUGAAAAUCAAUAAUAAUCAAGUAUGCCUCGACCAGGGAAAAACUCCUAUAGUGAUCAGAAGCCACCCUACUCCUACAUCUCCCUGACUGCUAUGGCCAUCCAGAGCUCCACCGAGAAGAUGUUACCCCUAAGUGACAUCUACAAGUUCAUCAUGGACCGCUUCCCCUACUACAGAGAUAACACCCAGAGGUGGCAGAACUCCCUAAGGCACAAUUUAUCAUUCAAUGACUGCUUCAUCAAGAUCCCUAGAAGACCCGACCAGCCUGGCAAAGGUAGUUUUUGGGCACUGCACCCAGACUGUGGGGACAUGUUUGAGAAUGGCAGCUUCUUGAGGAGAAGAAAAAGGUUUAAAGUGCACAGAGCUGAGCACCUGGCCUCCAAAAGUCACCAGAUGAUCCAUUAUUUUCAUCACCAGCAUGGGCAAGCCAAACUGGGGCUGAGUACUUCUGAGAAUGCGGCAGUGGCAGGGAUUGGGAGGUUACCCCACUUUCAGCCAUAUAGCCUCAAUGGGAGCCAGUCCACAGGGUUCAAGCACCCCUUCGCCAUAGAGAACAUCAUUGGCAGAGACUAUAAAGGGGUGAUGAGUGGUGGUCUUCCUUUAGCAUCCAUGAUGCAUCACCUGGGAUACCCAGUGCCCAGUCAACUUAGCAACAUGGUCAGUUCCAUGUGGCCCCACGUUGGCAUGAUGGACCCUAUGGCAGGCAUGACAGUGCCACAAGAGUAUGGACAUUUUGGGAUGCCAAUGAAAACUAUUUGCCAUGGUCCAAGUCAGACUAUCCCAGCUGUGCCUGUCCCAAUAAAACCAACAGCCUCUCUGCCACCAGUAUCCGCAAUCCCAAGCCUGACUGUCAAUCCCUCCAGCAUGUGCAACCCUACAGCUACAGUGGCCGCUUCUAUUCUGGAGCAGUCUGCGUCCACUCACUCGGACAGUAAGAAUAGUAUGUUGCACUCAGUGCUGGUCCAUUCCUAGCUUGCCUCCUGCAGCCCAACACAGGGACCAUCAUGUACUCCAGUGGUCCCCAACCUCAGUCCUCGAGUACCCCCAACAGGACAUGUUUUCAGGAUUUCCUUCUCCUUGCACAGGUGCUUUAACUCGGUGUCAAUGGCUGGAUAUU
Messenger RNA from Rana temporaria (common frog), 1503 nucleotides. It is a transcript of the gene FOXB2, whose product is annotated as forkhead box B2. Gene Ontology annotation, biological process: anatomical structure morphogenesis; regulation of transcription by RNA polymerase II; cell differentiation. Gene Ontology annotation, molecular function: RNA polymerase II cis-regulatory region sequence-specific DNA binding; DNA-binding transcription factor activity, RNA polymerase II-specific. The coding region runs from base 411 to 1358 and encodes 315 amino acids. The record is from RefSeq and is a predicted model, not a curated record. Lineage: Eukaryota; Metazoa; Chordata; Amphibia; Anura; Ranidae. The transcript has a single exon.